CGGGAGUUCUUGGGGCAUCUGCUGAAGCCGGCAGCGAUGGCGACGUUGGUAGAGGAGUUUGUGUCCCGGCAAGUGGAGUUGCUAAGGGAGGAAAAAGAGGCUGAGAUUUCGGAAGCAAGGGCAUGGCAAGAAGGCAUCUCCCUGAAAGAGCUGCAACGUAGAGGAGUUUGCUUAUUGAAACUUGAACUAGCGUGUCAAAAAACUGGGUUAUAUGGCCAUCUGCUUGUAACUUUACAGCCUCAAAAACAUGGCUUAGAGACAGAGUUACCCUCCAAUAGUUUUGGGCCUGGUGACAUAGUGGGACUUUAUGAAGCAGCUGGACAAAAUAAUCAGAUCUGCACAGGAAUUGUCGCCCGGAUGGCCUCCAGUUCAAUUACUAUUGCAAUUGAUGAGCCUCAGAGUAACCUUGUAAGUUUAGAUCAGGAGAAUUUGUACCGUCUGUUGAAACUUGCCAAUGAUGUUACAUACAACAGACUCAAAAGGGCUUUAAAUACACUUAAUCACUAUCGGUCUGGUCCAGCAUCUGAUCUUAUUGAUGUGCUGUUCUGUUCUUCUGAACCUAGUGGUGCCAGUGAUACAAAGCUUUUGAAGUUCUACAAUGAAUCACUGGAUGCCUCUCAGAAGGAGGCUGUUUGCUUUUCACUGGCACAGAAGGAACUUGCUAUCAUCCAUGGACCACCUGGAACUGGCAAGACGACAACUGUGGUGGAGAUAAUACUCCAAGCUGUGGAGCAAGGCUUGAAAGUUCUCUGUUGUGCUCCCUCUAACAUUGCAGUUGAUAACUUGGUGGAAAGACUGUCUGACCAUAAGGUGCGGAUCCUUCGUCUUGGUCGCCCGGCUCGUCUCCUGGAGUCUGUACAGCACCAUUCACUUGAUGCUGUCUUGUCGCGUGGGGAUAAUGCCCAGAUUGUAUCAGAUAUCAGGAAGGAUAUUGAUCAAGCAUUUAUGAAAGCCAGGAAGACCCAAGACAAAGGAGAGAGAAAACACUUUUUAAAUGAAAUUAAGAUACUGAGAAAGGAACUGAAGGAGCGAGAAGAAAUGGCUAUGUCUGAAACCGUGCAGCAAGCUCAUGUUGUUCUUGCAACAAACACAGGUGCCUCUUCUGAUGGUCCGCUGAAGCUACUGCCUGAGAACCACUUUGAUCUCGUGGUGAUUGACGAAUGUGCUCAAGCUCUUGAAGCAAGCUGUUGGAUCCCACUGCUGAAGGUCAGGAAGUGUAUCCUGGCUGGUGAUCACAAACAGCUGCCUCCCACAAUCAUUUCUCACAAGGCUGCCACAGAAGGUCUUUCUCUUAGCUUAAUGGAACGGCUGAUUCAGAAAUACGGGGACCGUGUUGUGAAGAUGCUCACUGUGCAAUACCGAAUGCACCAAGCCAUAAUGCAGUGGGCUUCAACUGAGAUGUACAAUGGUCGCCUCUCAGCUCACUGCUCUGUCGCACAACAUUUAUUGAAAGACUUGCCAGGAGUGGCUCCCACAGAAGAGACCAGUGUCCCAUUGCUGCUUAUAGAUACAGCUGGCUGUGGCUUAUUUGAGCUUGAUGUGGAAGAAGAACAGUCUAAAGGAAAUCCAGGUGAGGUACAUCUUAUCGGCUUGCAUAUAGAUGCUUUGGUAGAAGCUGGUGUGAAGGCCAAAGAUAUAGCCGUCAUUGCUCCGUACAAUCUUCAGGUGGACAUGCUAAGAAAACAUCUGUGUCAUAAGCAUCCAGAGCUGGAGAUUAAAUCAGUGGAUGGCUUCCAAGGAAGAGAAAAGGAGGCUGUUGUUCUUUCUUUUGUGAGAUCCAAUAGAAAAGGUGAAGUGGGAUUCCUUGCUGAAGACAGGAGAAUCAAUGUUGCGGUUACCCGGGCCCGGCGUCAUGUGGCUGUAAUCUGUGACUCUCGCACUAUUAGCAACCAUAGUUUUCUUAAACGGCUGGUAGACUAUAUGAGCACCCACGGCGAAGUGCGCACUGCCUUUGAAUACCUGGAUGACAUUGUACCAGGAAACUAUACUCCCAAGAACCCUCUGGGUCCCCGUGACCAGGAAAAGAGACUUAAAGACAGCACUGCCCCAGUCCCAAAGGCUCUUGGAGAGAAACCAAGAGGAAGACCAGCCCAAAAGCCCAGGGUGAGGCCAGCAGAAUGUUCCUUGAAAAACACAGGCGAAGUCACAACAUCAGGAACCAAAGAGAAUGAAAACUCAUGUAAACAUAAAGCAAGAAUAUUGGAGUUUCUGGACAGUAAUGAGACCCAGCUGGAUUUCCCUUCCUCCUUAAACGCUCACGAUAGAAUGCUUAUCCAUCAGUUGGCCGAAGAAUACGGGCUGCAGCACGUAAGCACAGGAGAAGGCAGCGCACGAUACAUAAGUAUUCGUAGGAGAGCUUCUACCACAAAAUUAUCCUUGGGAGAUGCUGUGGUUUGUAAACAUGAGUUAACUCAGAGCCCUCCAAAAGAAAUGCACGCCCACAGUGAAGAGGGGGGAAGCAGCCCUGGCACAGGGGCCACAGAUCUGAAAACGUUGCACAUGGAACGGAUUCAAAGAGAGCGAGCCAAGAAGGAUGAGAGAGCAAAACAAAGCCAAGAAUCAAAUGCAAACCUUCAGGAAAUAAUUGGGAAGAAAGACAAAAAUGUUGGAGGAAAGGCUACUGGUAAAUCAAAAAAGGAAACUGCAACCGAAGAAGACUUUGAUGCCAUGAUCUCAGCUGUAAUUAAGGCUGACAGCACGUGCAGUCUCUUCAAGUGCAAAGCCAGCGUAACAACCCUGGGCCAGCUCUGCCUGCACUGCAACAGACGCUACUGUCUCAGCCACCAUAUCCCAGAGAUUCACGGGUGUGGGGAGAAAGCCAAAGCACAUGCCCGGCAGAGAGUCAGCAAGGAAGGAAUUCUCUAUCCUGGGAGUGGGUUGAAAGACAAGUCCUUGGAUCCUGCCAAGAGGGUGCACCUCCAGAGACGCCUGGAUAAGAAACUCAGUGAACUGACCAACCAGCGAAAGAGCAAAAAGAAAGACAAAGAGAAAUAAGAUGAUCCGUGACUUUGGAAAGAAAUUAACCCCAACAAGCUGUCCUUUAAAGCAGCAUAUUCAAAUUUUGCAGGAAAAAGCCAAUAAAGUUUUUGAACAUUUG
Candoia aspera is the source of this 3097-nucleotide messenger RNA. RefSeq names its product immunoglobulin mu DNA binding protein 2 (gene IGHMBP2). Gene Ontology annotation, cellular component: nucleus; cytoplasm. The transcript has 15 exons. Gene Ontology annotation, molecular function: ATP binding; zinc ion binding; ATP hydrolysis activity. Bases 37 to 2994 code for a protein of 985 amino acids. The record is from RefSeq and is a predicted model, not a curated record. Lineage: Eukaryota; Metazoa; Chordata; Lepidosauria; Squamata; Candoiidae.